Molecule: messenger RNA, 369 nt
Organism: Stylonychia lemnae
Lineage: Eukaryota; Ciliophora; Spirotrichea; Sporadotrichida; Oxytrichidae
Source: the annotation of a GenBank genome assembly
AUGAACACCUCACCUAAAAGAGUUAUGCUUAAGCUUAGAAAUAGAACAUUAAACAGAUUCAAAGCCUCAAAGAUCGAGAGGAGAGAGUAAAAGACCAAAUUGAUUGGAAAGAGAUUCAGAGUGUUCGUGAGUAUUGAGAACGGCAAGAGAACAUUGAGAAUAUUACCAUUUUCUGGUCGCCUUCCCAAACUGGCCACCCAAUCAGAAAAACCAGUUUUAGCACAGAAGCCAUCCUCGCCGAUUAAAACAGUUAGCCCGAUCAGUAAAAUCAGUCUCAGAAAGUAAAGCUAGCUGAUAGGUACCAGUCAAAUGUAUCUAAGAAAUAGAAACUUGAUGUAACAAUUUAGAGCCAUCGCAGUCAAUGCUUGA